This is a messenger RNA of Fomitopsis serialis, 1704 nucleotides long. RefSeq lists its product as uncharacterized. The coding region runs from base 1 to 1704 and encodes 567 amino acids. Lineage: Eukaryota; Fungi; Basidiomycota; Agaricomycetes; Polyporales; Fomitopsidaceae. The transcript has 8 exons. The record is from RefSeq and is a predicted model, not a curated record. Gene Ontology annotation, cellular component: cytoplasm; ubiquitin ligase complex. Gene Ontology annotation, molecular function: zinc ion binding; ubiquitin conjugating enzyme binding; ubiquitin protein ligase activity. Gene Ontology annotation, biological process: positive regulation of proteasomal ubiquitin-dependent protein catabolic process; protein polyubiquitination; ubiquitin-dependent protein catabolic process.
AUGUCUUCCGCUGACGAGUACUCCGACGACGACAUCGGCUAUUAUGAUGAGGACGACGAUGAGAUGCUCGUCGACGACGACGCUACCCCAGGGUCUGCUUCUGAGAUGGAGCUCGACCCUCUGAACGACUUCAACGAAGGGUCCUCACGGAAGAAGAUCUACGAGGUUGACUACGAGAGCCUUUCCCAAGGCGAUGUCGAGAAGCAAAUGCAGGGCGAUGUAGACUACAUUACCAGCAUAUUCGGUGUCACAUCGGACGUGGCAUCCCUGCUAUUACGGCACUUUGACUGGAACAAGGAGAAGCUCAUAGAAAAGUACAUGGACAAUGCUACGAUGGUCUCUGUAGCUGCGGGUAUCACGCCUCCGGAGAAGGCGCCGAGGCGACCCGCUGCCUCCGGUGGGCGUUUGCACUCAUCCUCUGAGUUGUCGAAAGAGAGCCUAAUAGGUCCGCGCCGUUCUUCGCGGCGUACCGCUCCUGCAGCCACCAAGUCUGGCAAGUCCAAGCUCCUAGAACGCGCCACUCCGCCCGCGCGGAACGAGCCGUUCGUCUGCCCGAUUUGCUUCGAUGACAGUCAAACGGAAUUCCUGUCGAUGGUUUGUGACCACAAGUUCUGCAACGGCUGCUGGGCUGCAUACAUCGAGAGCAAGGUCAAGACCGAGGCGGAAAGCCGGAUCACCUGCAUGGCUGAAGACUGCGAUGUCGUCGCGCCGAACGCGUUCGUCAAGCAAGCGUUGGCGGAAGAUAAGGGAACAUGGGAGCGCUUCGAAGAGCUGCUCGUGCGACACUACGUCUCUCACAGGCCGGAGCUCAAGUACUGUCCUUAUCCGUCGUGCACUCAUACCGUGUCGUGUUCGAUCACCAAGGCUUCCUUGGCAACGCAAGUUCCUAUUGUGAUCUGUGGCAACGAGGCGACACACAAAUUCUGCUUUGGGUGCAAUGUUGACAGCGACCAUCGGCCGGUCGUGUGUGCCGUCGCGAGGAUGUGGCUACAGAAGUGCCACGAUGACAGUGAGACUGCGAACUGGAUCAAGAGCAACACCAAGGAGUGUAGCAAGUGCCAGAGCACGAUCGAGAAGAAUGGGGGAUGCAACCAUAUGACGUGCAAGAAGUGCAAGUAUGAGUUCUGUUGGGUCUGUAUGGGCCCGUGGUCAGAGCAUGGUACUUCCUGGUACAACUGCAAUCGGUUUGAUGAGAAGGCCAGUAAGGAUGCUCGCGAUGCCCAAUCCCGUAGCCGGGCGUCUCUCGAACGCUACCUUCAUUACUACAACCGGUGGGCCAACCACGAGCAGUCGAAGAAGCUGUCGGUCGAGUUGUACUCAAAGACGGAGAAGAAGAUGGAGGAGAUGCAGAUGACGUCGGAGCUCUCCUGGAUCGAGGUCCAGUUCAUGAAGAAGGCCGUCGACGAGGUCAUCAAGUGCCGCACAACGUUGAUGUGGACCUACGGCAUGGCGUACUACCUGGAAUUCGGCAACGAGAAGGAACUGUUCGAAGAUAACCAGCGUGACCUCGAGCGUGCCGUGGAGGAUCUGUCCGAGCUGAUCGAGUCGCCGCUUGACCCCGAAGUCAUCAAGACACUCCGUCAGAAGGUGACUGACCGCACUGUGUAUGUUACCAAGCGUAACGAGAUCAUGCUUGAAGACACGGCGCGCGGCUUUCUAGACGGACGGUGGUCAUGGAAUUCUCCUAUCGCGGGUCUGGAGUGA